Messenger RNA from Penicillium salamii, 1044 nucleotides. Lineage: Eukaryota; Fungi; Ascomycota; Eurotiomycetes; Eurotiales; Aspergillaceae. The record is from the annotation of a GenBank genome assembly.
AUGGUGAUGAAAUCUUGCAAUUCGAUGAAUCGAGUGCCGGUCGAGAUCUGCAUUCUCGUAGUGAGAAAGCUCUCAGUGAAGGAUCUUCUCACUAUGGGUGCCAUCGACAGGCGUACGAGGAGCAUUCUGAUGCCUCUACUCCAUGGAUGCAAACUUCUCCACCUCUUAGCCCUUCGAGGCGAGCAUUCGGCGGUGGAGUUUCUUGUGAACACCAAAUAUAUCGAUGUCCGGGUUCGUGACGCCCAUGGAAUGACUGCACUGCACUACGCGGCUAUGAAGGGAUAUGGGCAUGUUGUUCAACUCCUGAUCAGUGACCCUCAACACAAAGCGUUUCUGGACGCCCCAGAGGCUAGAAGAAACGAUACCCCUUUGAUUCUUGCAGCUCGGCACCACAAUGAGAGUGUUGUUCAAAUGUUGCUAGAGAAAGGGGCGGAUAUCAAUCAUCAAAAUGCUCACGGUGAAAGUGUUCUCUUCUGGGCCGCCAAGCGACAAAGAGCCAAAUUAGCGCGGAAUCUGCUGAAACGAGGGGCAGAUCCAGAUCAGGUUGUCCGCUACGGGCUGACCCCACUGAUUCAGGCCAUCAUGGAAGGCUGUUUCGAUCUGGCCGCCACACUGCUGGAGGCGGGUUGCAAUGUGGAGCAACCCGAUAGCCGGGGCUACCUGCCUCUUGUCUGGGCUGUCGAAUUGGAUGACCUCGCAAUGGCAAAUCUUCUCUUCUCUCACAGUGCAAGUGUUGCAACUUUAUCGGCGAGGAAAGGAGCAGAGCACUCACCGCUCGUUUGGGCUGUGAUGAAAGGGAACGUGGAUAUGGUUCAACUACUAUUAUAUCAUGGCGCCAGUGUUGGUCAUACCCAACCGGACAGCCAGACGCCUCUUAUGUGGGCUGUAAUCCACCGAAACAUAUCAGUGGCUGAGCUACUUCUCCAAAAUGGCGCAGUCCCGAACGAACCCGGUAUUAAUGGCGAAACAGCCCUGAGAUGGGCUAUGUUGAACAGUGACAGGGAAAUGAUACGGUUACUUCUCAGGUACAAAGCUGACGCGUAA